AUGGAGGAACAAAUGGAUCGCUUGGUCGAGAGGGCAUGGGACAAGUUUCUCGACACACCCAAGGAUCAAAGACUCUUGAUCGCCAUAGCAGGUAUCCCCGGCUCCGGAAAAACAACCCUCUCCCAAAUCCUCGCUCGCCGCCUUAAUCACCUGCACUACACCACUUCCCCCCUUGCUUCCAUGUCCCCAGACUUCGCCACCGCCCUCCCCAUGGACGGCUUCCACCUCACGCGCGCCCAACUGUCCGCCAUGCCCGACCCGGAACUCGCACACGCCCGACGCGGCGCGGAAUUUACUUUUGAUGGACAGGGGUUCUAUGAGUUGGUGAAGGAACUACGAAAGCCGGUGACUGUAGGAAAUACAACAACAACAACAACGGUGUGGGCGCCUAGUUUCGAUCAUGCGUUGAAGGAUCCGGUGGAGAAAGGGAUCGAAGUCAGACCGGAGGUGAGGGUGGUGGUUUUUGAGGGGAAUUAUCUCCUACUGAACCAAAAACCCUGGUCUGAUGCUGCCAAACUGAUGGACCUCAAGUUCUUUGUCAGAGUGCCGUUCCCUGUUGCCAGGAAACGGUUGAUCAAGAGGCAUCUGGCUGCUGGGAUUGCGGCCACAGAGGAGGAGGCGGAUAAGAGGGCGGUGGAGAAUGAUUUGGUCAAUGGGGCUCUGAUUGAGGAGUUGUUGAGGGAGGAUGAGGUGGAUGAGGUUGUGGAGAGCUUGGAGGAUGGGAAGUGGGUGCACACUUAGGCAGUGAGUGACGAAAGUGACGAAAGUGAGAGUGAGAGUUACUGGUAUGAGAGUGACACGAGUGAUAGUGGGUAUGAGGCGGGGAGUGAGAGUGAGUGGCGGACCAAGACAAAAUGGAGAGGGAGACGGAGACAGAGAGAUUAAGUUGAUGGAGGAAGCUGUACCAAAGUAGGGAGGCAAGUUUGAGGGUUUGUAGCG
Molecule: messenger RNA, 939 nt
Organism: Neurospora tetrasperma FGSC 2508
Lineage: Eukaryota; Fungi; Ascomycota; Sordariomycetes; Sordariales; Sordariaceae
Exons: 4
Coding region: 1-741 (246 amino acids)
Cellular component (GO): cytoplasm
Molecular function (GO): kinase activity; ATP binding
Source: RefSeq, a predicted model, not a curated record